Dothidotthia symphoricarpi CBS 119687 is the source of this 1218-nucleotide messenger RNA. RefSeq lists its product as uncharacterized. The record is from RefSeq and is a predicted model, not a curated record. NCBI's taxonomy places the organism in Eukaryota, Fungi, Ascomycota, Dothideomycetes, Pleosporales, Dothidotthiaceae. Bases 1 to 1218 code for a protein of 405 amino acids. The transcript is spliced from 4 exons.
AUGGCGAACAUCAACGGAACUCUUACAGUUGUGGCGCCUCCACCUGGCUAUUCGGUCAACUUUGCAAACCCUCAACGCCAGCUUUUAACGGAGGUUUAUGUUGUUGUUGUGGUAGAAAAUCUGCUCGCCGUCGCCUUUUUGUUGCAGCGAGUAUACAUCAGAAGCUAUCUGAUGAAGCUAUUUCAAACCGAGGAUGGCAUUGUUCUUGCCGCCUGGAUAUUUUCUUGUGCUACUCAAGCCACUCUACUUGUUGGAUGGUACUACAGAGUCAUCGGUGUACAUGCGUGGGAAAUAUCUCUGGAUGACUAUGGCCUAUACUCUCGGCUUAUUCUGGCUGGCCCACUUGUAUACGCUCCUUGUAUGGCUUGUUCCAAAGCCGCUCUGUGUCUGUUCUACGGCCGCCUUAAUCCUGAUCGCGUCUUUCAGAUUGCUGUAGGGUCUACACUGUUCGUCAUCGUAGGCGCCUACACGGGCAUUUUCUUCAGUCUCGUAUUUGCGUGUCAUCCUAUUGCUGCGAGCUGGGAUCCCACGCUGCAACCUAUCGCCGUAUGUAUCAAUCGUGGAGCAAUAUACAUCGCGACCGCAGUGAUUGGAAUUAUCACAGAUGUGUUACUUAUAGCGCUUCCAAUACCAACUAUCUGGAGAUUGCAGAUGCCAUUGAAGCAGAAGGUCGGGCUCACUGGGAUAUUCGGUGUAGGGUCUAUAACCAUAGUUACUUCAGUCAUCCGCCUGGUCAUUUUGAUACCUUCUUUGACCUCCGUGGACCAAACCUGGGUCAUUGGAGAAGGGACUUUGUGGAUCUUUGUUGAAUCUAACCUGCUUGUUAUUUGUUGUUGUCUUCCUACGCUGCGCCGCUUUUUUAGACACGUAGCUCCUCGCAUCAUCGGGGAAUACUCUGACAGUCCGUCCCGUAGAGAAAGCAACAGCCGCAAACUGCGUACCUGGGGCAGCAUGACUAGCAGACCCAAACGACAGUUUGAUACCUUGAUGAAUACCGUCGAUGACCACGAGAACAGAGAAAAUAUUCCGUUAGAAAUGAGAGGUGAUGGGAAAAAACUUGGUCACCGUGAAUCGAGAGUCAACGUCUGGGGCAUGAAGGCGGAUGAUGAUAGUGAAGAGGCAAUCUUGUAUGAAAGAACGGUACAAGUGACGUUUGAAAGCGCAGAGAAUGGGAAUGAGUGUAAUCAGAGACAUGUCGGGAAGGCUUGGGCUACGUAA